Chinchilla lanigera (long-tailed chinchilla) is the source of this 1994-nucleotide messenger RNA. It is a transcript of the gene Ccdc181, whose product is annotated as coiled-coil domain containing 181. The coding region runs from base 426 to 1955 and encodes 509 amino acids. The transcript has 8 exons. Gene Ontology annotation, molecular function: microtubule binding. Lineage: Eukaryota; Metazoa; Chordata; Mammalia; Rodentia; Chinchillidae. The record is from RefSeq and is a predicted model, not a curated record.
CCCGGAUGGAGGACGCGGUGACGCCGUUGUCAUGGUAACGCUGGGGUCUCCUUUGCCUGCUGGUCAGAGCUUAGAAAGACAAGGGGAGGAGAACUCCCCCGGCCAUCUCUGUGACCCCAGCCGUCGCAUCUAACACAGGCAGGACAUGUUGACUAUGUACCAUAUGGACAGUCUCCUGGGGAUGAAGAUUAAAAGAAUUGAAGGGGUUUAAUAUCCUGUGACGCAUUUGAAAAGGCUUAAGGGACUUGACAGAGUCUGCUGUCACCAAGUUGCCCACUGGGUUCUGACGUACCAUCUUCCUCCCUCAGUCUUACACAUCUUAAAAUAAUAAAUCUCAAGAUCUUUGGUCUGAAAAGAAAGUAUCCCAAGACAUUGUGAGUGUGAAAAAUUGUAUUAUAUAUCAGUCAUUCUUUAACAAACUGAAAAUGAAUGAAAAUAAAGACACCGAUUCAAAAGAAAGUGGAGAAUAUGAAGAUGACUUUGAAAAGGACCUUGAGUGGUUAAUUAAUGAAAAAGAAAUUGAUGCCAGCAUAAUAGAGAUGGCUUAUGAGAAGGAAGAGAAUAUUAAUCAGGAAUUAAAAGAAAAUGAAACAGAAAUAGAACACAUGAAACAGCUUUCUGAUCUGGAUAAAUCUUUGAAGGAUGAAAUGUCACCAAGAAGAAAUGACUUUAUUUCUGUCCCAAGUAUUCAGUGUUUGGAUCGCAUAUCAGAUUCAGAUAGUGAGAACUCUUCUCAGGAAUCCAAACUAGAAAGUCAGAAAGACUUGGAGGAGGAAGAAGAUGAGGAAGUAAGCAGAUAUAUUAAGGAGAAAAUUAUACAAGCUAACAAGCUUCUACAGACCCAAGAACCCGUGGAUGAGAAAAGGGAGCGAAAACUUAAGUUCAAGGACAAAUUAGUUGAUUUGGAAGUGCCUCCACUAGAAGACAGUGAUACUUACAGAACUUAUUUUGAAAAUGAAAGUAGUAUGUCCGGAAAACUGUCACAGUUAUGCAUUUCAAGUGAGUUAGGGCAAGAAAAGGUACUCCUGUCACUUACUGAUGGAAGCUUUGAAGAAAACAAGGAUAUGAAGAUACUGGUAGAGAGAGAUGGAAAGUUUGAACUUCUGAAUUUACAAGACAUUGAGAGCCAGGGGUUUUUGCCCCCCAUUAUUAAUGCUAAUAGUACAGAACAUGAACCUCAGCAGUUGGUACUCAGAUCUCCCAACUCAUCUGUCAACGGCAUCAAGAAAGAGGAGCCCAGUGCAAAGAUACACAUUACUCAGUUAUCAACAGGAGAGCCAUCAUUGGCUUAUGUCCCUCAGCCACCACUCAACCCCAAGACUCAUCCUCGCUCUGCUGCCACCUCAGAUCGAAAUAAAGCAAAUGGGAAAUCUCAUCAUCGGACACAGUCUGCCAAUAUAUCGCCAGUGACCUCAACAUACUAUCUUUCCCUUCAACAGAAAGAACUCCAGAAACAGCUAGAAAAGAAGAGAGAAAAGCUUAAGAGAGAGGAACAACAACGAAAAAUAGAAGAAGAGAAACAAAAGAAAAAAGAGAACGACAUGGUCUUCAAAGCAUGGUUGCAAAAAAAGAGAGAAAAGGUUGUAGAAAUGAGGAGAAUCCAGCGAGCUAAGCAAAUUGAGGAUAUGAGCAACAGACAAGAAGAAAGAGAUCCACAAGAAGCUUUUCGAUUAUGGCUUAAGAAAAAGCAUGAAGAGCAGAUGAAAGAAAGAAAGACAGAAGAACUGAGAAAGCAAGAGGAAUGCUUAUUUUUCCUCAAAGGAACAGAAGGCCGGGAAAAGGCUUUUAAACAAUGGCUAAGAAGGAAACGAAUAGAAAAAAUAGCAGAGCAACAAGCUGUCGAAGAGAGGGCUAGACAGCUCCGAUUAGAAGCAAGACGUUCCAAAUACUUACAGAACCACCUGUGGAAUAUGUCAGAAGCCAAGGCUUUUCGUUUUACUGAUUAUUAUAACUGAAAGUAUCCAUUAAACAUCUGGCAGCUACUAUGAUCAAAA